Molecule: messenger RNA, 1104 nt
Organism: Parnassius mnemosyne (clouded apollo)
Lineage: Eukaryota; Metazoa; Arthropoda; Insecta; Lepidoptera; Papilionidae
Source: the annotation of a GenBank genome assembly
AUGAGGCUAAUUAACCUUUUAAAAAAUCUUCGAAUAAGUUACACUCAAGCAAUACGAAAUUACUCUGAUAAUUAUACGCCGAAACCGUUACGAAGCUUAAAAGCAAAGUCCAACAGAAAUUACGUUCAGUAUUAUGUAGAUUCUUGUAGAAUAAGGGCUAUUGGAGGAAAUGGGGGAGAUGGCUGCAUUUCCUUCUUGAGUGCUUGGUCUAAGGAACAUGCUGGGCCUGACGGUGGAGACGGUGGGCACGGAGGUCAUGUUAUAUUUCAGGCAUCACACACGGUCAAGAGCUUGAACCACUGUAAAUCAGUGAUCCAAGCAAAACAUGGAGAUCGUGGAGACAAUAAGGACUGCACUGGAAAGAAUGCCCAGCAUGUUAUUGUUCCAGUGCCUCUUGGUACCAUUGUAAAAGACUCUUCUGGGCGUGUCAUUGGUGACCUCUCGGCUGACGGGACGAUGUUCAUAGCGGCGCGGGGUGGUGCAGGGGGGAGGGGAAACAAAUUCUUUCUCACAGACACGCAACAGGCCCCAGAUAUAGCGGAGUAUGGAGCAAUAGGCGAGACCCAAGUGUACACGCUGGAGGUGCGAUCGAUGGCCCACGUGGGACUCGUGGGCUUUCCCAACGCUGGGAAGAGCACGCUCUUGCGAGCCUUGACCAGAGCCAGGCCCACUGUUGCACCGUACCCGUUCACAACACUUCGUCCACACAUUGGUAUGGUGCCAUACGAUGACUAUGAACAAGUUGCUAUUGCGGAUCUGCCUGGACUUAUUCCCGGCUCGCACAAGAACUAUGGACUUGGAAUCCAGUUCCUCCAGCACGCGGAACGCUGUCGAGGCCUGAUCUACCUCCUGGAUGGUUCCGAUGACCCACUGCAUCAGCACCAAACCCUCAUGUUCGAGCUGGCGCAGUACAACGCUGCCCUGGCCGAAAGACCCAGUGUCGUGGUCAUCAAUAAAAUCGAUUUACCAGAAGCAAGGAAGAGCUUUGAGGAGUUGAAGCAGAAAAUGGACGUUAUAGGUAUCUCGGCGAAGACUGGAAUCAAUUUGAAUGAACUCUUGAGGGUAGUUAGGAUAAUGUACGAUGGUGAAAAUAACGAAUCAUAA